Cuscuta europaea is the source of this 2573-nucleotide messenger RNA. The record is from the annotation of a GenBank genome assembly. Lineage: Eukaryota; Viridiplantae; Streptophyta; Magnoliopsida; Solanales; Convolvulaceae.
GUUUAUUUCAGGAAUAGGCUGGACUAACCAGCUGUACUCUUACUCUUUAUUUUUAUGAAAACUCGGAGAAAGAGGUGCAUUAUCUCGCGAAUUACUUCUGAAUAAAUAAAUUCUCUGUAAGAACCAUAGCAUUUCGUCAUUUACUGGUAAAUCAACUUUGAUUCUCUCUCACCCAAGACUAUGAUACUAUGAACAUGGUUAAAAAAUCAUUUGAAGUCAAGGCACUAUAUGGUACUCUUUCUAUCACUAUGUUCAUUAUAGAGAUAUUUUCAAAAAUAAUAUUUGAUCAAUAGAGGAUGCUCAUAUUGAUUAAACUAAAGGAACCCCUUAAUCUUUAUUUUUUAAUUUUUUCACAAAGAAGGGAAAUUUCCCCUGUUUAUCCAAAUCCAAUGCUAAAUUGACGGCCUGUGUUUAUAAAUAAGUAAUAAAAUCUUUUGAAAAAAAAAAUAACUUUGCUGACAAUUACCGAUUUUUUGGUUGUUUUGUUAGAAGAGUCCUCAUCUGUUUGGAAUAUUAACAAAGAUAAAGAAGAAGGAAGAGAGGAUAAGCUCAAUGGAGUAAUAAAGAACCAAAAAAACAUAUCAUAAUUCUUAUGAAGUUUGAUUUGAAGGAAUUGAGCUUGAGAGCCAAAUGAAUUGAAAGAUUCAUGUUUGGUUCGGGAAGGGGUUUUUCUGUUUUGAAAUCAAAGCAAAAAAAAAUCUACUUUCAUUAAGUGAUUUAUUAGAUAACCGAAAAAAUAGGAUCUUAAAUACUAUUCAGAAUUCAGAAGAACUUGCGUGGGAGGUCUAUUGAAAAACUAGAAAAAGCCCAAGCUCAUUUAUCUAAAGUAGAAAGGCAUAAGCCGAGGAGUUUCGACUGAAUGGAUACUCUGAAAUAAAACGAGAAAAUUUGAAUUUGCUUAAUUCAACUUCUAAUAUUUUAGAACAAUUUGAAAAUGAUAAAAAUGAAACUAUCUAUUUGAACAGGAAAGAGCUAUUCAUCAAGUAAAACAACAGGUUUUCCAACAAGCCUUACAAAGAGCUCUAGAAACUCUGACUUAGUUGUUUGAACACCGAGUUGCAUUUACGUACUAUUAGUACCAAUAUCCGCAUGUUGAGCAACACUUCAAGAAAUAAAAGAUUAGUCUUUAAUUUUCUAGCGGAGGUAUUAUUUUUUUUUAUAAGAAUAAUUUAAGAACGAAUCAUGGGAACGAUCCCAAGCCGAUGAAAUUAGGAAUAUUAUUCGUGAGCGUAUUGAAAAAUAUAAUAGAGAGAUAAAGAUUGUCAAUACUGGUACCGUUCCUUCAAGUAGGCGAUGGCAUUAUUCGUAUUCAUGGUCUUGGUGAAGUAAUGCAGGGGAAUUAGUAGAAUUUGAAGAGGGUACAAUUGGCAUUGCUCUCAAUUUGGAAUCCACCAAUGUUGGUGUUGUAUUAAUGGGUGACGGAUUGAUGAUACAAGAAGGAAGUUCUGUAAAAUCAACAGGAAGAAUUGCUCAGAUACCAGUGGGUGAAGCCUAUUUGGGUCGUGUUAUAAAUGCCCUGUCAAAUCCUAUUGAUGGGAGGGGCGAAAUUUCAUCUUCUGGAUUUAGAUUAAUUGAAUCCCCCGCUCCAGGGAUUAUUUCGCGUCGUUCCAUAUAUGAGCCUCUUCAAACUGGACUCAUUGCUAUCGAUUCAAUGAUCCCUAUAGGCCGUGGUCAGCGAGAAUUAAUUAUUGGAGACAGACAAACUGGUAAAACAGCAGUAGCUACGGAUACGAUUCUAAAUCAACAGGGUCAAAAUGUAUAUGUGUUUAUGUAGCUAUUGGUCAAAAAGCAUCUUUCUGUGGCUCAGGUAGUAACUACCUUACAAGAAAAGGGAGCCAUGGAAUAUACUAUUGUGGUAGCCGAAAUGGCGGAUUCCCCUGCUACACUUCAAUACCUCGCUCCUUAUACAGGAGCAGCUAUAGCUGAAUAUUUUAUGUAUCGUGAAAAACACACUUAAUCAUUUAUGAUGAUCUCUCCAAACAAGCCCAAGCUUAUCGCCAAAUGUCUCUUCUAUUACGUAGACCACCUGGUCGCGAAGCUUACCCAUGGAGAUGUCUUUUAUUUGCACUCACGUCUUUUAGAAAGAGCCGCUAAAUUAAGUUCUAAGUUAGGGGAGGGCAGUAUGACUGCUUUACCUAUAGUAGAAACGCAAUCGGGAGAUGUUUCUGCUUAUAUCCCCUACUAAUGUAAUUUCUAUUACUGAUGGACAAAUAUUCUUAUCCGCCGAUCUAUUUAAUGCUGGAAUAAGACCUGCUAUUAAUGUGGGUAUCUCUGUUUCCCGAGUGGGGUCUGCAGCUCAAAUUAAAGCCAUGAAAAAGGUUAGCUGGUAAAUUUAAAUUAGAACUCGCCCCAAUUCGCUGAAUUAGAAGCCUUUGCCCAAUUUGCUUCUGAUCUUGAUCGAGCUAGUCAAAAUCAAUUAGCAAGAGGUCAACGAUUGCGCGAAUUGCUUAAACAAUCCCAAUCCGCUCCUCUGACGGCGGCAGAGCAAAUUAUUACGUAUUUAUGCUGGAAUAAAUGGGUAUCUUGAUUCAUUAGAACUUGGACAGAUCAGCAAAUUUCUUAUUGAGUUAUAU